This is a messenger RNA of Bacidia gigantensis, 1635 nucleotides long. RefSeq lists its product as uncharacterized. Lineage: Eukaryota; Fungi; Ascomycota; Lecanoromycetes; Lecanorales; Ramalinaceae. Bases 1 to 1635 code for a protein of 544 amino acids. The transcript has 3 exons. The record is from RefSeq and is a predicted model, not a curated record.
AUGGGUCCGAAAGUCCCAGACAGUGUUCCCGACGAGCAUGGACGAAAUCUCAAAAUCGACAAAGAUACGCCGACUCCAAAUCGUCUCGUACUGUGCUUGGAUGGCACUGGAAAUUCUUUCCAGGGUAAUCCUUCGGACACCAACAUAGUGAAGCUGAUGGACAUGUUCGAUCGUUCCGCCCCUCAUCAAAUGCACUACUAUCAGCCCGGCAUAGGCACAUACACGACAACCGGCUCGGUCAACCAGGGCGUCUUUGGGCGAAUGAAAAACUCCAUAUCCCAGACAAUUGAUUCUGGAUUAGCCACCUCCUUCGAUGCUCACGUCAUAGCUGGGUACCGAUUUCUCAUGCGAUAUUACAGAACAGGUGAUCGGAUUUACAUCUUUGGCUUUUCCAGAGGUGCUUUCACCGCACGCUUCCUCUCACGCAUGAUCUCCCACGUCGGCCUACUUUCGAUGGGCAAUGAAGAGAUGGUACCUUUUGCAUAUAAGGUCUAUCAAGAUUACGAAAUGGGCCUUGAUAAUCCGGAGCCGACGGCGGAGCAGCUGAAACAAAAUUACGAGAGAGGCACAAAUGGCAGAGCUUACAUGGAGAGAUUCAGAGACUCAUUCUGUCGCCAUGGUACAGAUGACGGCGUAAAGGUUCACUUUCUUGGACUCUUCGAUACCGUGAGCUCGGUAGGUACGUUUGAUGUACCUUUCACGGCUGUGCCCCACUUGCCCGAGGUGGAAGGCACCGCUGAGCAUGUCCGCCACGCUGUGGCAAUCGAUGAACGUCGUGUCAAGUUCAAGGCAGCCCUUCUCGCGCAAGAUAAAGAGAGUCUCAAAAGCAAGGGAGAGGAUAUCAAGGAGGUAUGGUUCCCUGGUAAUCAUGGCGAUAUUGGUGGUGGUUGGCCAGCUGAAGAAGUGGAACCUCAAAAAUCGCCGGGCUUCUGGGAGCGACUUAAGAAAGCCUUUUCCAAAGCCUCUAAAUCCCCAGCACGGCCUCCAACGGAUCCAGAACAGGACAAAUUUCAGCUUAGCGACAUUGCGUUGAAGUGGAUGAUUGAUGAGCUUGAUGGUUUACCCGAGAACAUUGACCACCUGCAAUGGAAUAUUGAGAACAAGAGAAGUUUCCUUAACCGCUACAAUGCACCAGAGCACCGCUCUCAAUCCAUCAGGGCGCUUAUGCACGACACCAUGAAAAUUGGUGGAGGAUCGUCAUUUGGCAACACUUUGAUGUGGAAGAUCAUGGAAUAUCUUCCGUUUAUCAAGCGUUGGGAGCUUGAUAGUGGUACGUGGCAGUAUACGGCUUCGCCGCUUAAUAAGGGCGGCAGGCGUGAUGUCCCCAUAGGUGCCGUCUUCCACCAUUCUCUGAUAGAGCGGUUGGCACUGUUCGAGAAGACUUACAGACCGUUAAAUUUUAUCGGCAAAGGCAAAAGUGCACACCAUCACUGGCAUCUGGAGGACGUCAAGAGAGAGCCUGUGGAGAAUGGCGAUCCGAGGCCAAAAGAAGGGCCGUUUCUUGUAGCUCUGGGUAAUCAAAAGAGGAAGGUCAGAGACGCCAAUACCCUGGAGGUGGUCAAGGGUGACGACGAUGAGGUGACCAUGGAGCCGGUAGAAGAAGCGGAUAAGCUUUAUGAGUUGAUCAUCCCUUAG